Molecule: messenger RNA, 791 nt
Organism: Drosophila biarmipes
Lineage: Eukaryota; Metazoa; Arthropoda; Insecta; Diptera; Drosophilidae
Product: protamine-like protein 99C
Exons: 3
Coding region: 98-682 (194 amino acids)
Biological process (GO): spermatogenesis; sperm DNA condensation
Source: RefSeq, a predicted model, not a curated record
CUGGGAGAACGCCUUCUCAAUCAGAAAUAGUGUUCAAGUGUAAAAGAUUCUGGGCCUUUUGGAGAGAAAAGAUUGUAGGCUUCCGCAAAUAACCAAUAUGAAGGAGAAAAGGCGUGGAAAAGCCGGUUGUAAAACCAUGUACAAGUACCAAAAAAAAGCGCGUGCUUCACCCAAUGGCUUCCUGAACUUCUUAAGAGAAUACAAAAGGCGGUGCUGUGGAUUGCCUCCACGGGACAUAGCACACUUUGGAGCCAGGCAAUGGAAUAGGCUGUCCCUGAGUGAAAAGCAACGCUUUCAAAACAUGGGAGAACCUGUAAUCGUUAUAAAAAACCCACCCAAAACGUUUGGAAGUCACUCUACUGUUGAAGUCUCUCAUCGGGAUGGAGCCUGUUCAAGGCGCUCCCCAUAUGCCCGCCAGAAGGAAUCUUUCAAGAAAAGGAUCCCUCGAAAAUCCACAAAAUGUCAGCAGAAGCCGAAAGCAAGCUCUUUGCAAAGCAGACGAGACCCGAAUCCUUUAGGCUCUGCGAAUGCCUACAUACAUUUUAUUCGCAAGUUUCAAAGAUUGUACCCCAAGUUCGAGUCCAGGGAUCUAUUGAAGAAAGCAACCCGUCUGUGGUGCCGCCUAGAAGGAAACCAGCGCAAACAAUUCGAGCGGCACCUUUGGAUUAUAAGAACUGGUUAGGAAACUCUGUUAGGUCCCAUUAUGAUGUGUUUAAAUUUAAAGUGGCUAAUAGGAUUUUGUAAGCCGAAUAAAAUGCAUUAAAAAACACUUUCGCCCAAAUCGAAAUCCA